UGAGCCGCGGGCGCGGUGCCUCCCACCUGCCGUGCCUUCACCUGUGCCACGGAAACGCCACCCCGGGGGAGGGCGGGCUGAGUGGAGAAGGGCGCGGGGCACGCUCGGCGGUGGGGUCGGGCGGGCGCCCCUGCAGAGAUCCUGGGUGCGCGAUCCAGCUGUGCAGGUGCACGGUCCGGAGGAAAGGGGGAGACCGAGGAAUUUCUGGGAGGUGCCUUUUGAGCAGCGAGCGCUUGGCUGAGGACAGGGCUUCAGGGCGACGCGAGGUCGCUGGAAGUGCAGGCUCAGCUUCCUGGUCAGGCCUGCUCAUCACCUCCUAUUCCUUCUGUGUCCCGGCCUGCGGAUACCCUGUGUUCGGCCCAGGCUGGGAAACCCGAGUCCCGCCCGCACCAUUCACAGACCCAGAGGCAUGGCUAGCUCUUCCUCCCGGGAACUGCCCCUGGUGGCUGUGUGCCAGGUGACGUCCACACCAGACAAGCAGCAGAACUUCAAAGCUUGUGCUGAGCUGGUGCGAGAGGCUGCCGGACUGGGCGCCUGUCUGGCUUUCCUGCCGGAGGCAUUUGACUUCAUUGCACGGGACCCUGCCGAGACUCUACGCCUGUCUGAGCCACUGGGAGGGGAGCUUUUGGGCGAAUAUAGCCAGCUCGCCAGGGAAUGUGGACUCUGGCUGUCCUUGGGCGGCUUCCACGAGCGCGGCCAUGACUGGGAGCAGACUCAGAAAAUCUACAAUUGCCAUGUGCUUCUGAACAGCAAGGGGUCGGUAGUGGCCACUUACAGGAAGACCCACCUGUGCGAUGUGGAGAUCCCAGGGCAGGGGCCCAUGCGCGAAAGCGACUGCACCUCGCCUGGGCCCCGCCUGGAGUCGCCCGUGAGCACCCCGGCUGGCAAGGUCGGCCUGGCUGUCUGCUACGACAUGCGGUUCCCGGAGCUCUCUCUGGCACUGGCUCAGGCUGGAGCAGAAAUACUCACCUACCCCUCAGCUUUUGGAUCUGUGACAGGCCCAGCCCACUGGGAGGUGCUGCUGCGGGCCCGCGCCAUCGAAACCCAGUGCUAUGUCGUGGCAGCAGCGCAGUGUGGACGCCACCACGAGAAGAGGGCGAGCUACGGCCACAGCAUGGUGGUGGACCCCUGGGGCGCGGUGGUGGCCCGCUGCUCAGAGGGCCCGGGCCUCUGCCUUGCCCGCAUCGACCUUGGUUACCUGCGGCGGCUGCGCCAACACCUGCCUGUGCUCCAGCACCGCAGGCCCGACCUCUACAGCAGCCUGGGCUGCCCGCUGUGAGCGGCACGGCUGGGACGUGCAGGUGGGACGCAGGAACACCCCCCAACCCCGCACUGGGAGAACCGUGACUCUUUCAAAGGAACACGGGCUCAGCUUCUUGGGAAAGAAAGUCACCUGAGCUCAGAUUUUAGUUUCAAAAAGGUGGAGUUUUAUACAGUCACUGUUUAUUUCAUGAAAACUGAAAUUAUGCUGAGGGCUGAGCAGCACUGGCAUUGAAAAAAAAUAUAAUCAUCAUAAAGUCUGUCUUGACACCUCCUUU
Messenger RNA from Pteronotus mesoamericanus, 1538 nucleotides. RefSeq names its product nitrilase 1 (gene NIT1). The record is from RefSeq and is a predicted model, not a curated record. Gene Ontology annotation, molecular function: hydrolase activity, acting on carbon-nitrogen (but not peptide) bonds, in linear amides. Bases 410 to 1279 code for a protein of 289 amino acids. The transcript is spliced from 7 exons. NCBI's taxonomy places the organism in Eukaryota, Metazoa, Chordata, Mammalia, Chiroptera, Mormoopidae.